This is a messenger RNA of Erpetoichthys calabaricus (reedfish), 3320 nucleotides long. It is a transcript of the gene ganc, whose product is annotated as glucosidase, alpha; neutral C. The coding region runs from base 11 to 2788 and encodes 925 amino acids. Gene Ontology annotation, molecular function: carbohydrate binding; alpha-1,4-glucosidase activity. Gene Ontology annotation, biological process: N-glycan processing; carbohydrate metabolic process. The record is from RefSeq and is a predicted model, not a curated record. Lineage: Eukaryota; Metazoa; Chordata; Cladistia; Polypteriformes; Polypteridae. The transcript is spliced from 24 exons.
CAGACUCGGAAUGGGCGGGGUGUCAAAAUCUUGCUGUCAAGUUGGGUUUGUAGUUGUUGGCUACAUGGAGCUGCCACAGCCUGUUUCAUCUCAGGAGACUGGAGAAAGUGCCAGUGUCUUAGAAGAAGGAGGUGAGGACAAAUUCAAGACGUCUGAAGAUAUUGCAUUUUAUAGGCGUCAGGUGCAGCAAGUAUCUGACUCUUCUCCUUAUCAAGUUUUGACGAAAACCCUUAAAUUAUCUGAAACCUGUGCCAAUGUUCAUUUACAUCACAGUACAAUGAAGGAAGACCUGCUUCUUGAACUCCAUUGUUUAAAAAAUGGGAUAGUGAGAGUCAAAAUCAAUGAGCUACAACCUAUAAAACCAAGAUACGAGGCUACAGAUGCCCUGAUUGGAGCGCAGCAUCCUCAGAGGUGGACUUCACAGAGCAAUAAAGAGGCUAUCACCUUAAGUAGUGAGGAUGGACACGUCCAGUUGCAGAUGAUGACUAGCCCAUUUCAUAUGGAACUUUCAAGUGGAGAUGAAAGCAUUGUGAGUGUGAAUGCUAAAGGGAGGCUGCACUUUGAAACUCUUCAAGCCAAGCUGUCUCCAAGGACUAUUGAUGCCAGCAGUGGACAGAAGGAAGACCCUUUGGGAUUAUGGAAGGAAGAAUUUAAAACAUUCACUGAUAUUAAAGCCAAUGGACCCAGUUCUGUGGGCCUGGACUUCACACUUCAUCAUUUUGAACACGUGUAUGGAAUCCCAGAACAUGCAGAUGCCUUAAAACUUCAAAAUACCAGAGAUGGGGAUCCAUACCGUUUAUACAACCUGGAUGUGUUUGCCUACAAAAUAGGGAGUAAAAUGGGCCUUUAUGGCUCUGUACCUCUAUUGAUAGCUCAUAAACCUGAACAGACUAUUGGCAUCUUUUGGCUGAAUGCAUCUGAGACUCUUGUAGACAUUAACAUAGCAAAUGCAUCCCAGUCUUCAGAUACUGGCCCCCCUGAGAAGCGAAGGAAGGUGGUUGCAAAUACUGAUGUGGUCUGGAUGUCAGAGAGUGGAGUCAUUGAUGCUUUUAUCUUGUUGGGCCCAAGCCCUUUUGAUGUAUUUAGGCAGUAUGCAGAACUAACAGGAUUUCAGGCACUGCCACCUCUCUUUGCUUUGGGGUACCAUCAGUGUCGCUGGAACUAUGAGAACCAGGAAGAUGUGCUGUCUGUGGACCAGGGCUUUGACAAGCAUGGCAUUCCUUAUGAUGUAAUUUGGCUGGAUAUUGAACAUACACAAGGCAAGAGAUACUUCACUUGGGAUGAAAAGCAAUUUCCAAAUCCCCAAGGCAUGCAGCUUCAUCUUCAAGACAAAAAGCGUAAGCUGGUUGUGAUCAGUGAUCCACACAUCAAAAUUGACCCAGAUUAUUUCGUUUACUCUGAAGCUAAGAAAGCUGGUUAUUUUGUGAAGGACAAUGAAGGAAAUGACUUUGUAGGUUCCUGCUGGCCUGGUCCUUGCUCCUACCUGGAUUUCUGCAAUUCAGAAGUGAGAAAAUGGUAUUCUGACAAAUUUUCUCUCAGUUCUUACAAGGGAUCUACAGACUCAUUAUUUAUCUGGAAUGACAUGAAUGAGCCUUCAGUUUUUGAUGGGCCUGAGCAAACAAUGUCAAAAAAUGCUGUGCAUUUUGGAGGAUGGGAGCACAGAGACCUACACAAUUUGUAUGGAUUUUAUCAGCACUGGGCUUCAGCUGAUGGACUUAUCCAAAGAUCAAAAGGAUCAGAGAGACCAUUUGUGCUGAGCAGAUCUUUUUUUGCAGGAUCUCAGAGGUUUGGUGCAGUUUGGACUGGAGACAAUGUAGCCAGUUGGGAAUAUCUCCAAAUCUCCAUUCCCAUGCUUCUUGCGCUUAGUAUCACAGGAAUUUCAUUUUGUGGAGCUGAUAUAGGUGGGUUUGUGCAGGACCCGGAGCCAGAGCUGCUUAUUCGCUGGUAUCAGGCAGGAGCUCUACAGCCUUUUUUUCGGGGACAUUCGUCCAUUCAAACCAAACGAAGAGAGCCUUGGCUGUUUGGAGAAAAGACCACUCAGAUAAUCAAGAAAGCCAUUCAAGAACGAUAUUGUUUACUUCCCUAUUGGUACACGCUAUUCUGUCGUGCUCACACCAAGGCAGAGCCCGUCAUCAGGCCAGUCUGGGUGGAAUUUCCUAAAGAACUGAAUACUUUUGACUUGGAUUCAGAAUAUAUGAUAGGAAAUGCUUUACUGGCCCACCCAGUAACAGAAGCAGGAGCAAAGACAGUUAACAUUUUACUACCUGGCUCCAAGGAGAGAUGGUAUGAUGUCCGUACUUACCAGAGGUUUGAAGGAGAUCAAAACAUAUGUGUCUCAGUUAAUCUGGAAAGUGUCCCAGUAUUCCAGAGAGGUGGCACUGUUAUUCCAAGAAAAACUGAGGCAGGCAUGACCACAGCCAGCCAGACCCAAACGGCAUUCUCUCUGAGCAUAGCACUUGAUUCUAAGGGUUUUGCUGAAGGAGAGCUCUACAUAGAUGAUGGCUAUUCAUUCAGUUACAAAACAGAAAAACAGUACUGCCAUUGGAAGUUUGUCUUCUUAAACAAUGUGCUAAAAGCCAGACCUGUUGAUGAAAUGGGGAAGAUGAUUUCAUGUUUAACUGUAGAAAGAGUUUGGAUAAUGGGCUUAAUGGACAAGCCUGUAUCAGUGACAGUACAGUGUCCAGGCAAAAAAGAAGAAAAAUUGGAUUUUAGUUUCAAGGACGAAACAAUGACAAUAGGAAACUUACACAUUCAAGUUCUCCAGGGUUGGCUGCUGAAGUUAAAGUAGUAUUCAGCCAAUGGAGGAGGUACAUAUUAUAUUCUGAAACAUUUUGAAGUGAACCCAGGAUAAUGAAAACUGAAUUAGAUUACAGUUUUAUAUUAUUCUAAGAAAACUGUUCUGAAGAAAAUUUAAGUGAAAAUUUAGUAAGUGAUUACUGGAUUCAUAUACAAUAGUUAACAAUGCACACAGGUUCCUAUAACAAUUUUCAGUUUCAUCAGAGAUGUUAAGUCACGGCUGGCAUGGUGGUGUAGUGGCAGCACUGCUGCCUCACAAUAAGGAGACCAGGGUUCGUGUCUUGGGUCUGUUCCCGUGGGUUUCCUCCAGGUGCUCCAGUUUCUUCCCACAGUCCAAAGACAUGACAUUAGGUAAAUUGGCAUUGUUAAAUUGGUCCUUGUGUGUGUGUUUGUGUGCACAAUAGGCAGCUGCCAUGUCCAGGGGCCUCAUGUAUAAACGGUGCGUACGCACAGAAAUGUUGCGUACGAACCUUUCCACGCUCAAAUCGCGAUGUAUAAAACAUAAACUUGGCGUAAAGCCACGC